Molecule: messenger RNA, 591 nt
Organism: Penicillium waksmanii
Lineage: Eukaryota; Fungi; Ascomycota; Eurotiomycetes; Eurotiales; Aspergillaceae
Product: DUF1349 domain-containing protein
Exons: 1
Coding region: 1-591 (196 amino acids)
Source: RefSeq, a predicted model, not a curated record
AUGUCGCAAUUCAGCUUCCUCAAUUCGUCCAAUGCCGUUCCCGGGAACGGAUCACUCCCAGACACUUUCACAGUCACUGCACAACCUUCAACGGAUGCAUGGUCAAAUCCACCCCAUACCGAAAGAUUUAAUGCGCCAAUUCUGCAUCGUGAUAUGCCCCUUCUAGCCUUCCAACGAGCCCAGGUCACCAUCCACGCCGAUCUGACGCAGAAGUAUGACCAGGGAGGUCUUAUCAUGGUCGUCAAGGGAGAGGAUGGCUCUCGCAAGUGGGUGAAAGCAGGUCUUGAGCUUGUGAACGACGUCGUUCAUUUGAGCACUGUUUCGAAAGACCGAGGCUCAGAUUGGUGUUUUCAAGCCGUGCCUCCUGGCUGCAAAUCGGUGACGCUAGAGAUGAUCAGAGAAAAGGGCGAUACCCUAUGGAUCUAUCUCCUUGAUGGAACUCGCAGGAUUCCCCAGCGCGAAAUUACUUGGAUCUUUCAAAGUGCGGAGACUGAAGAAUGCUUGGUUGGGGUUUAUGCCGCGAGACCAUCUAAAGACGGUGGCGAUGAUCUUAAUGUACAAUUCGAUAAUUUGACCAUUGAUACUAUUUAG